AUGCACCACUUCCCCUUGCUCGACGACCCGCGCCGCCUCCGCCGGCUCCUCUCGUCCUGCGCGGCGCUCCGGACACUCACCCGCCUCCACGCCCUCCUCAUCGUCUCCUCCGCCUCGUCCCACCACAUUCUUUCCUCCUGCCUCGCCACCGCGUACGCCCGCGUCGGCGACCUCGCCGCCGCCGAGUCCACGCUCGCCACCGCGCCCACGGCCCCCUCCUCCAUCGCCGCGUGGAACGCCCUCCUCGCGGCGCAUUCCCGCGGGGCCUCCCCGGACGAGGCGCUGCGCGUCUUCCGCGCUCUCCCGCCCGCCGCGCGCCCCGACAGCACCACCUUCACGCUCGCGCUCUCCGCGUGCGCGCGCCUCGGAGACCUCGCCACCGGGGAGGUCGUCAGGGACCGCGCGUCCAAGGCAGGUUACAGGAACGACAUCUUCGUGUGCUCGUCGCUGCUAAACUUCUACGCGAAAUGGGGCGCCAUGGACGAUGCCGUCAAGGUGUUCGACAGAAUGCGGAAGAGGGACCGCGUCACCUGGAGCACCAUGGUUACCGGAUUCGUGAACGCGGGGCAGCCGGUUCAGGCGAUUGAGAUGUACAUGAGGAUGAGGGGGGACGGUCUGGAGGGAGACGAGGUGGUCAUUGUCGGGGUUAUACAGGCCUGUGCAGCAACAGGGGGUGUCCAGAUAGGGGCCUCAGUUCAUGGCUACUUGUUGCGGCAUGCUAUGCGGAUGGACGUUGUCAUCUCAACAAGCCUUGUGGACAUGUAUGCGAAGAAUGGACUGUUUGAUCAGGCGCGACGGGUGUUUGAGCUGAUGCCGCACAGGAAUGAUGUGUCGUGGAGCGCACUGAUCUCACAGCUUGCACAGUAUGGGAAUGCAGAUGAGGCACUUGUCUUGUUCAGACAGAUGCAGGUCUCUGGUCUUCAGCCCAGUUCAGGGCCAGUUGUUGGUGCACUAUUAGCUUGUUCUGGUCUUGGACUCUUGAAGCUAGGGAAGUCAAUACAUGCGUUCAUCUUGAGGAGGCUUGAGCUCGAUUGCAUGGUAGGUACAGCAGUCAUUGAUAUGUACUCCAAAUGCGGCUCCCUGGCAAGCGCCCAAAUGCUUUUCGAUAAGGUUGUCUCGAGAGACUUGAUUUCGUGGAAUGCGAUGAUUGCAUGCUGCGGUGCUCAUGGACGAGGCCAUGAUGCCCUCUCUUUGUUUCAAGAAAUGAAGAGAAACGAAGUAAGACCUGAUCCUGCCACAUUUGCUUCUCUUUUGUCGGCUCUCAGCCACUCCGGUCUCGUAGAAGAAGGGAAAUUCUGGUUCGAUUGCAUGGUUAAUGAGUAUGGAAUUGAACCUGCCGAGAAACACUUGGUGUGUAUAGUGGAUCUCUUAGCUCGUUCUGGUCUUGUUGAAGAGGCCAAAGACCUGCUGGCAUCAAUGCACACCAAACCAACCAUCUCAAUUUUGGUCGCUCUACUUUCAGGCUGUCUGAAUAACAAGAAGCUGGAACUUGGAGAGAGCACAGCAGAGAAGAUCCUUGAACUGCAGCCUGGGGAUGUUGGCGUCCUUGCCUUGGUCUCAAAUCUUUAUGCUGCUGCCAAGAACUGGGACAAGGUCAGGGAGGUGCGCAAGCUAAUGAAGGACCACAGCAGCAAGAAGGUGCCCGGGUGUAGCUCGAUAGAGAUACACGGAGCACUGCAUACAUUCGUCAUGGAGGAUCAGAGCCAUCCUCAGCAUAGACAGAUUCUACAGAUGGUCUCGAAGCUCGACUCCGAGAUGAGGAAGAUGGGCUAUGUCCCGAAGACGGAGUUCGUGUACCAUGACCUCGAGGAAGGCGUCAAGGAGCAGCUUCUCAGCCGCCACAGCGAGAGGCUGGCCAUCGCCUUUGGGCUGCUGAACACCAGCCCAAGGACGCCAUCAAGUACAUGUCAAAGAUCGCCGCCAGGGAGAUCGUGGUGCGAGACGCGAAACGCUUCCACCAUUUCAAGGACGGAGCCUGCUCCUGCGGUGAUUACUGGUGAAGGGUGUCUCGCGACACAACCUGUCCGUUGUCCACAGCUUCGUCCUUGCUUGGUCUCAAAUCUUUAUGCCGCUGCAUGA
Messenger RNA from Triticum turgidum subsp. durum (durum wheat), 2079 nucleotides. Lineage: Eukaryota; Viridiplantae; Streptophyta; Magnoliopsida; Poales; Poaceae. The record is from the annotation of a GenBank genome assembly.